Messenger RNA from Dibothriocephalus latus, 267 nucleotides. NCBI's taxonomy places the organism in Eukaryota, Metazoa, Platyhelminthes, Cestoda, Diphyllobothriidea, Diphyllobothriidae. The record is from the annotation of a GenBank genome assembly.
AUGACGCACUUGGCCACUUUCGGUGGUGAAACAGUCAGCAAGUUUGCUGAUCAGGGCUUUGCUGGACUGCUCUCAGAUGAAAUUACUUAUAAGCUGACGUUUUACGGCCGCCAACAAGCAAAACAGACCUUCAUCGGUUCCAGCCUUUAUGAACUUGUUCUCGGUAAGUCAAGCAUCAUAUGCUCUUAUACAGUAUGCAACGCAGUUUUCUACAAUAAAUGGAACGUCGAUCGUAAGCGAGAUUUCACCUUCCCAAAAGGCAAAUGA